AAAAAAGAUCAAUUAUUGAUGAAGUGUAAAAUAUACUUUAGAAUAUGUGAUGUGUUAUAUGUUGCAGUAUAUUGGUUGUUUGGAGGUGAAAGAAUCUAUGAGAGCCUUAGAUUUUGACACAAGAACAGCUCUUGCAAGAGAAGCUAUCAACAGAGUAAGUGAGGCUGCAGGACUGAAAACAGCAACAAAAAGGAAAAAGAUUGACAAGCGUAUAGGGAAAAUGUUGAGUGACACACCGUGUAUGAAGUAUGCAGGGUCAAAUGUCAAUCUUACAAUUACAGUAGACAGUAUUAACCUAAUGGUCAUGGAAUCAGGAGAG
Molecule: messenger RNA, 319 nt
Organism: Ruditapes philippinarum (Manila clam)
Lineage: Eukaryota; Metazoa; Mollusca; Bivalvia; Venerida; Veneridae
Product: SHC-transforming protein 1-like
Exons: 3
Biological process (GO): intracellular signal transduction; cell surface receptor protein tyrosine kinase signaling pathway
Cellular component (GO): plasma membrane
Molecular function (GO): receptor tyrosine kinase binding
Source: RefSeq, a predicted model, not a curated record